Messenger RNA from Galeopterus variegatus (Sunda flying lemur), 705 nucleotides. Its product is annotated as contactin-associated protein-like 2. The record is from RefSeq and is a predicted model, not a curated record. NCBI's taxonomy places the organism in Eukaryota, Metazoa, Chordata, Mammalia, Dermoptera, Cynocephalidae. The transcript has 7 exons. The coding region runs from base 46 to 705 and encodes 219 amino acids.
GCCGGAGGCCAGCAGGGCUUCCUGGGCUGCAUCCGCUCCUUGAGGAUGAACGGGGUGACACUUGACCUGGAGGAAAGAGCAAAGGUCACAUCCGGGUUCAAAUCCGGAUGCUCGGGUCACUGCACCAGCUAUGGAGCAAACUGUGAAAACGGAGGCAAAUGUCUGGAGAAAUACCAUGGUUAUUCCUGCGACUGCUCUCAUACGGCCUAUGACGGGACAUUUUGCAACAAAGAUGUUGGAGCAUUUUUUGAAGAGGGGAUGUGGCUACGGUAUAACUUCCAGGCACCAGUGCCCAGUCCCAAAGACUCGGGCAGCAGAACAGAGAACCCUCCCGACCAGCAGAACUCCGUCCCAGACCUGGCACAUGAGGAGAUCCGUUUCAGUUUCAGCACCACCAAGGCACCCUGCAUUCUCCUCUACGUUAGUUCUCUCACCACAGACUUCUUGGCAGUUGUCGUCAAACCCACCGGUAAGGAAAAGGACACCUACCCUCCUGCCGGCACAGCAGAACCCUAUAACUUGAUCUCUGUGCCUCAUAGAAACAUGGAUCCUGUGCAGGAUCAUGACAUGCUCCUAAAAGUGUCCCUUGUUCUCUUCCUGCAGCUCGACCAUUAUCCUUCUGUGAGUUACCAUCUGCCAAGUUCCUCCGACACAUUCUUCAAUUCUCCCAAGUCGCUCUUUCUAGGAAGGGUAAUAGGAGAUUAG